GAGGAAUUCCUAAGAACCCCAAACCCGUACCCCAUUUUCCACCAUAACACUAUGAAUUUAGUUGGGAAAUAAAAUACACAUAUUUUUAAACUAACCCUUAACAGAAAUUCAGCAUUCCCUUCAAUUGUGAAUUUGUUUUACAAAAAAAUCAAGACCUGUAACAAGAUACUGAAAAGGUGAAGAACCCUGAAUUUAGGGAAGAUGUGGAAAACAGCUGCCCUUUCAUUUGACAAGAGCUUGCUUCUAACAGUGAAGGUUGUUACUGUUACUCUGAAUGUAGCAAGCUCCGAAUAAAAUGAUUAUUUCCAUUGCAGAUCACAUUGGGAGGAUUAUAUAGGAAACUUUUAAGUCUUAACUAUAACUUGCUUUCCCUCAAAAGUCUUAGUGCAGGGGGGCCGCUAGAUGACACAGUGGAUAGAGCACCGGCCCUGGAUUCAGGAGUACCUGAGUUCAAAUCCGACCUCAGACACUUGACACUUACUAGCUGUGUGAUCCUGGGCAAGUCACUUAACCCCCACUAUCCUGCAAAAAAAAAAAAGUCUUAGUGCAGUUGUAAACUACUGCAGCAUAACAAGGCACUGAGACUUUCGGGACAAAUUCGGGCUGAGCCUUUCCAAGCCUCUGUUUCUUGGCGAUGUUCUCUGGCCUCGUGUCUUCGGGGCUCUCUCCGCUGUCCAGAGCCGGCUCUGUAUCAGCUCGCCUCCCCAGCCAAACCCACGCUGAGCUCCGGCCCUCCCGGCACUUUGCUUCCGCGGCUUCGUCACGUGUUUUCUGGGUCGCCUCCCCCGCCUCCCAGCGCACUGACAAAGCUGGUAACUGACGCGCACGGUAACUGACGCGCGAGCUAAGGGGCCGCGUGGGCCGCAGCCAAACGCUCCGGUUUCCUUCCCCAGCCUUUGUUCUCAUCGGGAGGCGAGUCCUCGGGGAUCGCAGCCGCCUGAGGUCUUGGUCGGCGCUACAAAGCCUCCCAAGCGCUUUCGUCACUGAGUGCCUUGUGCUCCUGGCUCUGCUCACGUCACUUUGCCUCCCUUCCUGCAGGUGUUAUGGGGGAGAUGGGGAGGGGGUCCUAGGAAUCUCUCGUUAAAGACCUGCACCCCUUCGCACACAAACCCAAUUAAAGUAAAACAACAGAGAAAAGAAAACCCUGAGAAACGUCCCAAGGGGAGACAGGACUGGACACCGGGAGGCCCUCUGGCGGCCCUUCCCGCGCGCCAGGGGUCGGGCCUCGGAGGCCUUGGGGCUGGACGGGCCCUGGAAGCAGGCGCCGCGGGAGCAGGAGCGUUGGGGCUGUGGGACCUGCUGGACCGUCCGAGCAGCAGGGGGCGCCCGCGGCCGCGAGGCAGUCACGUGGGCAGAGCACAGCCUCCGGGCUCAUGCGCAGACACCUGUCCCGCUCGCUGCUCCCUCUCUUUCAACCGUCACUUCCUCCUAGACGCCUGACCUCACUUCCGAGUGUUCUCCUGUCAGCCUUCUCCGCUUCAGCGUCUCGCCGCAGCCGAAGUCUCAGCCGCUGGCGGAGCCCUGGGUCCUGGGCCGCGUUCUGCCUUAUAAGCACUCUGCCCUUUGCCAAAAGCAGGAAGGACCAAGGAGAAAGAAGAAGAGGAGCCAGAGGAAGAGGAGGAAGAAAUGGUUCCUGUGUGCCUGACAGCUGGGGCCCUGGAGGAGUCAGUAACGUUCAAGGACGUGGCUGUGGACUUCUCCUGGGAGGAAUGGGGGCACCUGGGUCCCUCUCAGAAGAAGCUGUACCGGGAGGUGAUGCUGGAGAACUACAGGAACCUGGUCUGCCUGGGGCUUGCCGUGUCCAAACCGGACAUGAUCUCCCAGCUGGAGCGAGGGGAAGCACCGUGGAUGGCAGAGGGAGGAGGCCCAAGAUGCAGACAGGAAGUCUAGGCCUGAAACUCCAAAGCUGGGCAUUUCUGUGGAUCUGUCAUCCCAGGAAGGACUCCCCAGGGAAUGCGUCUGUGUCUCCAAGUCUGGAGAAUCCUGUGAAUGUGAUGCCAGGUUAG
Messenger RNA from Dromiciops gliroides (monito del monte), 2006 nucleotides. RefSeq lists its product as uncharacterized. Bases 1374 to 2006 code for a protein of 210 amino acids. NCBI's taxonomy places the organism in Eukaryota, Metazoa, Chordata, Mammalia, Microbiotheria, Microbiotheriidae. The transcript is spliced from 5 exons. The record is from RefSeq and is a predicted model, not a curated record.